Messenger RNA from Phialemonium atrogriseum, 2035 nucleotides. RefSeq names its product fungal-specific transcription factor domain-containing protein. The coding region runs from base 175 to 1749 and encodes 524 amino acids. Gene Ontology annotation, molecular function: transcription cis-regulatory region binding; DNA-binding transcription factor activity, RNA polymerase II-specific; zinc ion binding. Gene Ontology annotation, cellular component: nucleus. The record is from RefSeq and is a predicted model, not a curated record. The transcript has 2 exons. Gene Ontology annotation, biological process: positive regulation of transcription by RNA polymerase II. NCBI's taxonomy places the organism in Eukaryota, Fungi, Ascomycota, Sordariomycetes, Cephalothecales, Cephalothecaceae.
CGGAUUACAGUGCGCGCCGGGGAAGGCGGGGUCCGUGCGUUUUUAGGCACUCCUUCCCCCGAGCUUCGGCAUUGUCGGAGUCGCGAUUUGCUACGUCAGCGGAACCAUGAAUGUUUUGCAAACCACCUUCGAGUAUGACCUGCACGCAGCCCUUCAGGUAAUUCUCACUGAUCCAUGCCGGACGGUCCCUUCUCCCUCGUUUCUGCGUCACUGGAAAGCGGAGGCCAGAAAGCCUGUCACAAUUGUCGCCGCCGCAGACGACGUUGCGACCGGUCACAACCCGUCUGUCGGAAAUGCACCAGCAAUGGAGAAGAGUGCCUCGGAUAUGGCAAUCUAUUCAGAUGGACCAAUGCUGUCGCCAGCCGGGGCAGGAUGGCUGGCCUGUCUACCUUCGGGGAUGCUCCUGGCCAGCAUGAACCUCCUCGCCUCCAAGCUGGAAAGCAGCACCCUGAUAUCUUCUUCCCCCUCAUAGAUCCGCUGUUGCAGGACCUUGACUCCAGCUCUCGGUAUUACAUUCGUCACUAUACCGAAACAGUCUGUAGAGACUUGGUCUCUUUCGACCAGCAUGAUCGCAACCCAUUUCGCUUCAUGGUCCCGCUGAUGGACCAGUAUGCCUACCUGAAGGAAAUCGUCGUCGCCACCGCAGCAAUCCAUUUGGUCGCCCGGCGGCGAUCUCAGGGCGUGCCGGUGGGACACGAGCUAGUGGACGCCCUCUCAGCCAGGGCGCAAGCCAUCAAGCUCCUGAAGCUCGCCCUGGACAACAUCGACGAAUCCAACCGGCCCGCGAUCCUGGCCGCCGUGGUGUUCUUCGUCAACUUCGACCUCAUCGACUCCGGAAGGGGCGGCUGGAAGGUGCACCUCGAGGCGGCAGGGUCGCUGAUCCGCUCGCUGCAGGGCGACCCGAGACCCGCGAACCGCGCAAAGUCGCUGAACGCCACCACGAUGCGCCUCGGCGACAUGGUCGUCGCCGACUGCCUGACCUACCACAUCCUCGGCUCGGCGCUGGGCGCCCCCGACGAGGCCGCCGCCCGCGUCUACGACGGCAUCGACGUGCCGGCCGUCCUGCGGCGCGCCCAGGCCCACAGCUACCACUGCUGCCCGCCGGGCAUACUGCAGAUCGUCGCCGAGGCCAGCAGGAUGGCGAGCCCCGACAUGAUUGACGGGACGCUCGGCGGCGGCGAGGGGGCGGACGACCGCCGCGCCGCCAUCGCGGCCACUGCCUCCACGCUCCUCUCGCGGGCUCGCGCGAUGGAUGUCCGCGCCUGGGUUGGGAGCAUCGCGGAGCUGUCGGCCGACGACGACCGUGAGACACGGGUGAAGCUCGCGUCGGCGCAUAGGGCUGCCGCGUGCCUGUACGUGCGGCUCUGCGUGCCCUCGGCUGUGCGGGGCGGUGGCGGGCCGGGCGCUGCUGCUGUUGACGAGCAGGCCGGGCAGCUGGUGGACGAGAUCCUGUACCACCUGUCGUCGAUCCCGGCGGAGCACGAGCUCUUCAAGGGGGCGGUGUGGCCGGCGUUUGUGGCGGGCGGGCAGACGGACGACCCGGGCCGGCGUGAGUGGUGCCUCGGCUGCAUCAGCUCGUUGUGGCUGGCGUCGUCGCCGUGGGUCUGUCCGUGGGGCUACGUGUACACGGCGGCGGAGACGCUGCAGCGGGUCUGGGCGGCCAGGGACGCGCUCCCGCCGGGGGAGAGGGCGCGGUGGAACUGGUUGGCGGUGCUGAGGUCGAGUGGGGAGGGGUGCUUGAUUGUGUAGCCGGGGUUCCAAGGCGUGGGCUCAGAGAGAGGGAUGUAGAUCAGGUGAUUAAGAUGCAUUUGAAUAGCGCCUUGAAGAUGAAUUACCUUCUUGCCAGGCCAAGGCAGUUUAUUGUGAGUAUGUAAUGGAUCUGUAUGACAAGCAAGAGUCGGGUAUCAGGUAUCCUUUCUCUCUCAAAGGCCGGGCUCCUCUUGCUCAGCGCUCCGCCUGCUUUUCCUAAUUUGAGAGCUACACCGCCUAUGUUCAGCAAGGCCAUGAUCUAGACCAAUGAUCAAUCACUUUUGAC